UCAUCCUAAAAAUGUCUGACUACAUUGUGAAGAUCAAUGGAACUGGUCCCGAGGAGUCCGAGGCAUCCCCUGAGAAGUCCAGGGACCCGUCACCUGAGCCUGCUGUCCUGCCCAAGACAGAUGUGUCCUUCCCUGGAGCAAUGGAACACAUGAAUGAGAUGCUUAGCUCCUUGGAUCAAGUGAUGGACAGUCAAACACAAGAAAAUGGUGAACAAGUGGAAGCAACUGAAAGUCAGAGAAAGAGACUAAAGGGAAACCUAGGUUCGUCCUCUGUUGGGUGUUCACUUGGAUGUAUUCCAAGCUUUGACUCAGUGUCCCUUACAUCUACAGUCAACACAGAUAACAACUCAGCGGAGAGCCUAGAGCAGCUGCAGUACCAAGGGGCCCUGAGGGUGGAUACAUGUGAUGAGGUGGAGGUCAAGGUGCUAGAUAUCGACUUAUCUUCAUUCACCCUGAACCGGAUUUCCUUCUCCAGUAUUCUUCAGGAGGAGAACGACAGAGUGCUGGACAAGGACACUAUGGAUUGUCGCUCUCUGUCGAGAACAGUUCCCUUUGAAAGCAGCCCAAUUCCGGAGAGGAGUGGAAGCUUGAAGACAUAUUGCAGUAGUGUACCCACCCCGUACCAGUCAAGAUUAUCCCUUACCUCCACUGAGGCACAUGAUCAGGUUGCACACAGCUCAGGCACACAAGUGAGCCUCCAAAUCCCGAUGGACCCUCUGGAGGAGCUUUUUGGUAUCACUCAGGAUAUGAUAUACACAGACGUCCAUGAAAGAGUGAUUGAAGUGUUGCAGGACAUCUACUCGGCAGCUAACCAGCUAGAGCAACAGCUAUUUCAGAGUGUCUCUGACAGGCAAGCUAGAGCCAUUGUAAAGGUGGUAGUGCAGCAGAUCAAUGCCGCCCUCUCCAGGGCUCUCCAACAAACCUGCUCGGGAUCACAAUUACUUACUAUAGUGGGAUCUGCCAAGCUCUAUAGCAAAGAUGGGUUGGCAGCGGUGGAGGGCCAAGGAGUUCCUUUGAUCACCUCGUCAGCAGAGGGAGACAGGGAUGGCAACAAGGAAGGAAGUAGACCAUUGAAACGUUGUUUUAACAGCUUUGUUCGUGUUUUGUCAGCAAAAAUGAGGAGUAUCUCCAAGGGGAUCAAACAGAGCAGCGAGAGUGCACAACAAGAGCACAGGCUAGUUGUUGAGCUGCCAGCAUCAUCUGACGAGGGUACAGAGCAAGAGGCAGCAGAGAAAGCUGGAUCUAGUACAGUUUCUGAACCCGCUAGGGAGGAGAUCACAGAGGUCACUGAAGUUCUUCAGUCGGAAUCUGAUGAUUCUCUACUUCCCUCCAUCGGGGGAAUGCUCUUCCACGUUGGAUCCAUGCCUCAUACAGAGGAUUCAGUGGAACUAUACGGCAAGGUCCCAUCAAAGUUAACACCAGAAAGUAUGGUGCAGGAAGAACGUGUUGAUGAAGGCUUGUCUAAGGUUUGUUCCAGGACAACUUCUUCAACCAGCACCACUUUCAGCAUGGACGAUGUCCAGAAGACUGUUGCUACUUUGACCACUUCUGGAAGUGACAGGGGUAGAAGCAUUAUCACUACCCCAGAAACGCCAGAGCAGAGUCUGCACCACCAGGGAGGUGGACUGGACACCCCUGUCUCCUCAGAGACAAGAGUGGCUGAAAGUGUCAGAAAGAGCCCUGCAACUUGGUCAGACGUAGAGGGAUUAAGUUAUGCAAAAAAGUCUGUGUCGGAGUUAAUGGAGAGGAUGGUGCUCAGCCGUGAGGAUGCAACGUCAGCAGAGAAGAGCCUGGACAUCCUCCUCUCCUCUGGUAUUCUUCGUCCUCACACUGACAAGUUAGUCGACCAGCUGCGAAAACUUUUGAUGGUGAACAGCACACUUACAGCACAAUCUGUGUCUGGCAGGUCAAAAUCAGAAUCUGCUCUGCCGAAGUCCAGCAUGACAGGGGAACUCCAAAGGGAGAUCUCAAGGAACGGUUUGCUGGAGAUAGCAUAUACUAUCACCGAGCGAUCUAUAAAGACCCUUUUGGAGCAGCUGCUCACUGCCCUCCUCCCUCCAUCUGUAGUGGUUGAGGUUGCCAGGUCAUGUCAGAACAUCCGACCAGUCACUCCCUCUCAGGUGAUGAGUUCUGAAGUUAGCCCAGGGUGCUGCAACCCUCUGUCAAUGAUUUGCCGUGUGAUCAUAGAUGUCUUUACGAUCACAAGACAGGUGGUUGAGACAGCCAGUGAAAUGGAUAUGUCUCCCCCCGGAGAGAACAUUGACGGAAGGCUUUGUAGCAACACAGCACCACUGCCCACUGAUUCAACCCCACCUGUCCACCCGAUCAACCGUGAGUGCAACAGAUCUUUGGUGACCAAACCAACAAACAAAAUCAAGAGCUUGACAUUCUCAUUUCCUAAGCUCCCAAAGAUCAGUCUCAUAAAGUGCAAGAAAGUCAACCAAGGGGAUAUCGCUCCGCUUGAGACCACCAAGGAUCCUGCUGAUGUCAACUAUAGUAUAUUCUGCACUACUCCAACACCAGAGAAUGCACAACGACAAGAGGAAGAUCUGGCCUCCUGCUCCUCACAGAGGAAGGAAAGGCCAAAGAACCCAUUCUUUUUAAUCCGGGUAUACUCUGCCAAGUCUACGCAUGAAAACAGCUAGCGUCAGUAGAAAUGUCCUUUUGGUUAUUUGGCAACACAACCAGAGGACCAUCUCGCCACCUACUCCACAACGAGGAAGUAGAGGCUCAAGAAGUGUUCAUUUUCACUGCCAUAGCCAAUCAUUUCAACUCAGUCCUACUGACAUCCCUCUGGGCAAAAAAAAUGUUUAAUCAACAUCGCUUCCACAUCAUCUCAACACCCUAAAAAAUCUACACGAUGAACUGAUAGGAUUUACAACAAGUCAUGAACCAGGGCAUUUCGUAUUUUUUUCACCCAACUUUUAAUCUGAAUCCAAUGACAUGGUGAUUUUUUUUUGAACGUUGAAGUGACGUUAGUUGACAACUCAACCAAAUGUAAAUCAAAACUAGAUGUUGAACUGACAUCUGUGCCCAGUGGGAUUUGCUGUUGUCAGUCUUCUACACGGGUUUUGCAACUACAUCAGAGGACCAUCUUGCCUCCUUACUCCCCAACAAGGAAGAAGAGGCCCAAUAAUUGUUACUUUUUUGUCAACCAGUCCUUUCAACUCUUUCAAAACUCAUUUCAAAACUCUUCUUUCACCUAUUAAUCUCAUUCACGAAGCUUCCAAAGAAAUAUCUCAACAAAAAUGUAAGUGGAUCUCACUCCCCUUCCGACCAUCCAGAGGGAGACAUGAAGCAUGCAGUUAGUGUUGUGCUUGUUCAGUAUUGGUUAUAAUCUGUUUUUUUUUAAACACCACAUCCUCUUGUUCAUAGUGUCUACACCACCACCAGAGGAGGAACUUGCCUCCUGCUCGCCAAUGAAGAAGGAGAUGCCCAUGAAGCGUAUAUUCACUUGCUUCAAUAAUAAACUGCCACUUCAUGCAUUCACGAGUCCUUUAGUGAAAUGUAUAUAUUUUUACAGUAAAGUAGAGUGGAGAGAUCGACAAAGAAGAGAAUUCAUGGGCAUUCAAAGCUCAAAGAAAUCCCUCAUGACAGUCUUUGAGUCUUAAUCCAGCGGUCGAGUUCAAAACGGACUGUAUAUAGGUCUGGCUGCCAAGUCUGUAAAUCCUGUUCUAAUCUAUUCUCCCCUUUGGACUCAAAUAUUGAUAAAGUCCCUGGCAGUCAGGUUCAUGUUUGACAAGAAUGGUCUGACAAUACUUUUUGCUAUGAGUAAUACACCAUUGCAAACCAUGAGGCAAUCUGACCAUAAAUAAAUAGGCUUUGCAUUAUA
Oncorhynchus gorbuscha (pink salmon) is the source of this 3832-nucleotide messenger RNA. RefSeq lists its product as uncharacterized. NCBI's taxonomy places the organism in Eukaryota, Metazoa, Chordata, Actinopteri, Salmoniformes, Salmonidae. The transcript has 8 exons. The coding region runs from base 12 to 2645 and encodes 877 amino acids. The record is from RefSeq and is a predicted model, not a curated record.